Messenger RNA from Drosophila albomicans, 3325 nucleotides. RefSeq names its product polyadenylate-binding protein. Gene Ontology annotation, cellular component: cytoplasmic stress granule; nucleus; ribonucleoprotein complex. Lineage: Eukaryota; Metazoa; Arthropoda; Insecta; Diptera; Drosophilidae. Bases 751 to 1686 code for a protein of 311 amino acids. The transcript has 3 exons. The record is from RefSeq and is a predicted model, not a curated record. Gene Ontology annotation, molecular function: poly(U) RNA binding; poly(A) binding; mRNA 3'-UTR binding.
UUUUUUAAGAAACAAAACACCCAUACAUAGGUCUCUCUCUCGGCAGAUAGAUUUUUUUUAUUAAACACUCUCACAAUUUAACAAAUAAAAAAGACGCCGAAGUAGUUACGUUUUUUUAUUGCUAUAACGUAGAAUAAGAGACGCAUCUUUUGUUUUGCAACGUGUACGUACGUGGUCUAAUAACUAAGGUAAAAGCAAGCGAAGCGAAUGCAAAAGUGAAAGUCCCAGAAAAAGUACAAAGAGAGAUAGAGAGAGAAAGAAAGAGAGAGAGAACGGUGAAAAAGAGCCUGGGUGAGAGAAAAACGAUUUUUUCAGAGAACAACGCGGAUUUUCGUACAUUUGCUGAGCGUGUGCGUGUGUAUGAGUGAGUGAGUGUGUGGACUGGACAGACAGGGAAACGUGUGAGCUGAGCAAAGCAAAGCAGAGCAGAGUAGAAAAGAAGAACCUGCCGAAAAUAAUUUGAAAGCAGAAACGCAACGCAGCGCAAAGGCGACGGCGCCAAAGGCAAUACAAGAAAAACGAGGAAACGAGCGAGCAGCAGCAACAACAAUUGCAAAAACACCAGCAUAAUAGCAACAACAACAAGAACAACAACAACAACAAUAACGAGCAAAAGAAGACAGCGCGCUGCCGAAGACCGUCAAAAUUCUCAGCCACAGCCAGCACCACCACCACAACCACACACCACCUUACAGCACCUGCACCCUAUUAGCUGCCACCACGCUCCACCACAAACAGCCAGCAGCCAUUAUGUUCGUCAAUUCGAUGACGUUCCGUGGAAAUCCGGCUAACUACCAUCAGCAGCAGCCGACGCUUAAUCAUCAUACGCUCGCUGCUGCCGCCGCCCAUCAUCAGCAGCAGCUGCAUCAUCAUGCCGCUGCCACCGCCGGCCAUCUCGGUCACGGCAUCUCUGGCGGCGGCCAUGCCGCCAGUAAUCAUUUGGCGGCAGCCGCCGUGCUCGGACGCCAUGGACAUGGCUCGCUGAAUGCAGCUGGCGGCGGUGGAGGCGGUCACACAUCGGGCUCAUCGCAUUCGAGUGGCGCGUUGGCAGCGGCCAGCGGAAGCAGCGGCGGCAGCAGCAAUAGUUCACCGGAUAGCGGCAAGAUUUACAUCAAGAAUCUGGAGCGUUCGAUUGAUAACAAGGCAGUGUAUGAGACAUUUUCGGUGUUUGGCAACAUCCUCAACUGUAAUGUGGCCAAGGAUGAGGAGGGCAACUCUCGUGGAUAUGGCUUUGUACACUUCGAUACGGAGGAGGCCGCUCGGGCGGCCAUUGAGAAGGUCAAUGGCAUGCUAUGCAAUAAUCAGAAGGUGCAUGUGGUCAAGUUUAUACCACGGCGGGAUCGCGAACAGGAGAAGGCCACCCAUUUCAAGAAUCUGUAUGUGAAGAAUCUAAGCGAGGAGUUCACCGAGCAGCAUUUGCGUGAAAUGUUUGAGCCUUAUGGUCGCAUCACCAGUCACAAGCUCAUGCUAGAUGAGGAGGGACGCUCGCGCCGUUUUGGAUUUGUGGCAUUCGAGAAUCCACAAUCGGCGCUGGCCGCCGUCAUUGGAUUGCAUGGCAAGCAGCUGGGUGACAACAAGUUCUUGUAUGUGGCACGGGCACUCAGCAAGAACGAGCGACAGCAGGAGAUCAAUCGCAAGCUGGAGGAGCGUAAACGUCAAAAGGCCGGUCAAAUAUUCUACUAUUAAACAAAAAACAAAAACAGCAACUAUUGGCAACAAUAUAAUAUUGGGCUGCCCUUCGUCAUGAAAUCGUAGAGGAGCGCGCGAUAUAAUGGAGAAAAAACAGAAGUUUAUUUAGAGAUACAUCCCCCUUUAACACACACAUACAGCCCCCCUCUAGAUCCUUACAUAUAUAUAUGCAUCUAGCUAUAUAUAUUUAUGAGUAUAUAAUGUGUCUAUAUACUAAAAUACAAAUUAUAUUGUGCAACUAAACAGAGAACAAAACAAAAAAAAAACAGUUGAAGAAAAGGAAAUAAUGCAAUACACAAGCACAGAAGAGACAUGCAAUUACAUUUAGGCAUAGGCAAACCCCCUUCCCACACACCACACACACACACACUUUCCCCCUUUAACAGAAAACAUACUAGCAGCUGAAUUCUGCAGCUGUGUAGAAAAGAAUUGAGUGAAAACCAAAAUCCGAUUUCUAUCGCAUCGUAGAAAUGGUAUUAUGCAAAUUCGCUAGUUUUUCUUUAACUUCCCUUUUCGAUUAGAUGUUUGUCUCUUGUUGAAUUUUGAUGAGGAGAUUAAUGAUGCUUCUAGACAACAAACAGAGUGCGUAAAUGCAAAAUACAAUUCUAAUCCAUAAAUAUUACUUAUAGAACACGCAAUUAGCAAGUGAAAUCUAAGAUCGAGAUCGAUGAGAGACAGAAGCGUAGCUACACCAUGUUCUGCAUAUGGUUGAAAAUAAUGAAUAUUUACACGUACUAUAUUAAUGAAAAACAAAAAAGAAAAAAAACAAAUAAAUGAAAAAAAAAUGCAAAUUACACAAUUGAUGUAAAAUUCUAUAAACAAUUAAAGCACCCACUUUACGUAUAUAAAGGAAACAAAAACAAAAAAAAAAAUACAAAAAACAUUACACGCUGUAGUUUAAAAGCGUUUAUAAUAAUACUCACACAUAUACACAUACACACACACACACACGAACACAAUGUCUAAUGCUAAUUUUUUUAAAAGAGCAACAAUUGAAAAAAAAAAACAAAUAAAAACAGCAGCAACAACAAUAACAACAAGGGAAACUCUUGUGGGCAGUUAUUGUUGUUGCGGCAGUUAACACGACACUUGAAGAGUAUUAAACAUUUUUAGCAAUUACAAAACAUUUUUGUAAUUUAUUGUAAAUUGUUUCAAGUAGCUAAAAAAACAAACAAAAACAAAAAAUAAAUAACAAAAACAUUCAAAACAGCAGCAGGAGCAGACACAAAACCGAAACAAUUCAAAAAGCAAAACAUUAAGUAAAUUACGAAACAAUAUGUAACACAAUAAGGCAAAUGUUUAAAAACAAUUUUAGAAAAACAUAUACACAUAACACACAAACACACACAUAGGAAUGAAACGACAAGAAAAUGAAAAAUGGCGAUGAAUAGCAAAGCGUGUAAACAAAGCUCAGCACAUUUAUAAAUUAACCGGAAAAAGCAAAUACUACAUUAAUAAUUUAAGAUUAUUGAGCUUAAUUUUUAAAACAAAUGGCAAAAACAAAACCAAGAAUAUUUCAAAAAACUUAAAAAACAAAAUGGAAAUCCCCAAAAUAAUAAUUAAACACUCGAACAAAUUUGUAUAGUUAAAAAAACAGAGAACACAUAAACAGAGAAAAACAAAAAAAAAAAAACAA